AUGUCAGAUGAUAUGAACAUUGAAACUGAAGAUUUAACAAGUGAAGCAGAGAAUGAUCAAAAUAACCCACCUAAUAACUCAACAUCUUUAAACCAAAAAACUCAUAAUAAUGAAAGAAAUUUAAGAGGUUGUCGUCAAUCAAGGUCUCGUGAGAAUGAUCGACAUAAUAGAAAUAAAAGGAAUAAUGACAGAAGUUCUCAUUGGGAUAACAAUGAUAGAAUGAGAAGAAUGAGACCAGUUCUUCCGUUUAUGGGUGGGCAGUUUUUUGGUGGACGCCCUUUAAGAGGACCAAAUAUGGGUGUUCCACCAAUUGUUCCACCUCCUGGAUUCAACAUGGGCAUGAUAUCAGGUAUGAAUUCUAUGAUGCAAUUUCCACAAAUAAUGCCCAAUGUAAUGGGACAGCAAUCAAUAGACGGAUCACAACCAGUUAUGCCUAACAUGAAUAUGCAUUGCAUGAUGAACAAUAUGAUGGACCAAAACAUGAUAAUUAUGAAUCAGACCAUCUACUCACAAAUAAAUCAGCCCAUUGUAUUCUCUUGGGGUGUACUCUUACCCCCUAUUCCAGGAGUUUCAACCCCUCAAAGGAAAGAGAAACCAAAUGGCUGCCGGACCGUAUUUAUUGGUGGCUUACCCGUUAUUGAUUUUGAAAUUUUAAAGGAAAUAUUUGAAAAAUAUGGCCCCAUAGAUAAUAUAAAAUCGCCAAAAUCGGCAUUGUAUUAUAUACGUUUUGAAAAAAUGGAAAGUGUGGAGUCAUCAUUUAGCCUUACGGGAUACAGGUUUAAGUUCAAUGAACAAAGUGAUAAUGAAGCGACCACAAUAUUUGUGGAUUAUGCUCUGAAUCGUGAUGAUGCAGAUGAAUAUGAGAUGCAAUGUCAGAGAGUACCGACUCCCCCCCUUGUGGAACCCUUCUCACCCUCGGCUCUCUCCGAACUCGGUGAGAAGAUCAAGAGUGAGACAGACUUUGUUACUGCUGCUCCGACACUAGCAGCGUGGCUGCAAGGUGGGGAAUGUAACAAAUUGAACGCAAACACAUUCUACUCCCUCAUCCAAGCCAGCAACAACCAAGUGAGGAGAUUGUUCAAUGAAAAGAUGAAUCUGGAUGAGGAGCUUAACAAUAUGAAAACGUCUAUAAAAGACAAAUUUGCACUUGUCGUGCUACAGUUCGAGCUUGUAGCGAAAAUUCUAUCUGCGGCGAAAGACCAACGUGUGUCAGAUCAUUUCUCCAAACAACAGCGCAGGAACAUCGAGAUGUGGCUCAAAAUGACUGAGGAGGUAGAGAAUAUUAAAGAAGAAUUUUAUGCAAGCUUCGAUGAUGACGAUGUAGAUCUAAAAUUAGGCAAAAACAUGGUGCCUAUAGAAAAAUAUGAGGAGUUAAAGAAAGAAAAUGAAAACUUAUCGUAUGAACUGGAAGAGUACAAGAAUGAAGUACAUCUCGCCAAAGACGAAGCAGAGAGAAAAUUCGAAAAGUUCAAAGCACAUUUUAUUGCUCAACAAGCUUUACAAAAUAACCAGAUCUACCCACAUCAAAUGACUUCAAUAUCCCCAACAUCAGCCACUUCAAAUCCACCAUUAAUAGAUAAAAAGAAAGUUGUGGCAACAGACACGUCGGUACCUUCUUCUGAAGCAAUGCUUAUCAGCAUCUUGACAGCUUUCCUUUUAGUUCAUCCUUUAGGAGCGUCUUUAGAUUAUCUUGUAUCAUACGUAAAGUCAAUGAUAUCAAAUAUAACGCAAUCCACGGUAUUGUCAACUCUUAAAAAAUAUGAAAAUAUUUUCCACUGCUCCACUACAGGUGUUGGGGCUUGUAUCGAACACAAGUGGACCUUUAUCUCCUUUGAUACAAUUAAAAAAAAUAAG
Messenger RNA from Brenthis ino (lesser marbled fritillary), 1854 nucleotides. Lineage: Eukaryota; Metazoa; Arthropoda; Insecta; Lepidoptera; Nymphalidae. The record is from the annotation of a GenBank genome assembly.